This is a messenger RNA of Drechmeria coniospora, 1170 nucleotides long. RefSeq names its product mitochondrial carrier protein LEU5. The transcript has 2 exons. The record is from RefSeq and is a predicted model, not a curated record. NCBI's taxonomy places the organism in Eukaryota, Fungi, Ascomycota, Sordariomycetes, Hypocreales, Ophiocordycipitaceae. Gene Ontology annotation, biological process: transmembrane transport. The coding region runs from base 1 to 1170 and encodes 389 amino acids.
AUGCCCUCAUCCUCGGCCGUCGUGGAUCAUGCCGCCUCCAUGUCGGACAUUGCGCGCGACCAGGUGCAGCACGUACGGCAGCAUGUCGGCGCCGCCAUGACGACGACGCCCGCCGCCGCCAAGGACCCGGCCGUCUGCCCGACCGACGACGAGGCGCUGACGCCGCGCAGGAAGACGACGAGGACCUGGGAUUACAUUUGGAGGUCCGGUCUGGCCGGCGGCUUCGCCGGUUGUGCGGCCAAGACCAUGGUUGCGCCCCUCGACCGUGUCAAGAUUCUCUUCCAGGCGAGCAAUCCGCAGUUUGCCAAAUAUUCCGGUUCAUCCUUUGGCGUGGCGACGGCCAUCAAGGACAUUUACCACUCCGAAGGCGGCCGGGGGCUCUACCGCGGCCACUCGGCCACGCUCCUCCGCAUCUUCCCCUACGCCGGCAUCAAGUUUCUCGCCUACGAACAGAUCCGCUCCCUUCUCAUCCCCGACAAGCAUCACGAGACGCCCCUGCGACGGCUCCUGAGCGGCAGCCUCGCCGGCGUCACCUCGGUCUUCUUCACGUACCCGCUCGAGGUGGUCCGCGUGCGGCUUGCAUUCGAGACGAAGCGCGACGGUCGCUCGUCGCUGACGUCCAUCUGCCGGCAGAUCUACCGCGAGCAUCCUGCGGCCGUCGAAAAGACGGCGUCAGGGGCGGCGGCGACGACGACGACGGCGACCAGUCGGCAGGCCGGCCUCGUCAACUUUUACCGCGGCUUCUUGCCGACCCUCCUCGGCAUGCUGCCCUACGCCGGCAUGUCCUUCCUGACGCACGACACCGUCAGCGACCUCCUGCGCCACCCCUCCAUCGCCGAGCGCACGACGCUGCCGCGGACGACGAGCUGGCCGGCCGACAAGCCGGCGCCGUUGCGUUCCUGGGCCGAGCUGAGCGCGGGCGGCAUCGCCGGGCUGAUAUCGCAAACGGCGUCGUACCCGCUCGAAGUCAUCCGGCGCCGGAUGCAGGUCGGCGGCGCCGUCGGCGACGGCCGCAGGUUGAAGCUCGGCGAGACGGCGAGGACCAUCUUCCGCGAGCGCGGCAUCCGCGGCUUCUUUGUCGGCCUCACCAUCGGCUACGUCAAGGUCAUUCCCAUGGUCGCCGUCAGCUUCUACACCUACGAGCGCAUGAAGCUCGUUCUGGGCAUCUAA